CUACAGUGGCACAAGGAGCCGAUCGUCAGCAUGUGCCUUUCAGCCGAUGGCUCUAGGUUAGCCACCUCCUGCAUGCAGAAGCAGAUCUGCCUGUGGAGUGUGGGGGACGGAGUUCUUGUUCACGCCUUCCAGCACAACAGAUCAAGGAUCAGCGUCAUGUGCUUCUCAGAUCCUCCGCACCAGCUCGCAGUUGGCGACGCUGACGGCGGCGUCAGGAUCUUGAGUAUUCGAGGACAGACCAAGGUCAAUACCUUUGAAGGGCACAACAGUGCUGUAAUCACCAUCCGCGUGAACCUCCAGCUGGACAUGUUGGCAUCGGGCUCUCGAGACGAGACUUGCAGGCUCUGGAGCAUCUCUAAGAACACUCUCAUUGGCGUCAUCCGCCAUUUUGUUCCGAUCUCGCACGUCGAUCUUGAUGAUUCUGCGGAGGUUGUCUUGACAGUCUGCAAGAACGGUUUCCUCAGAGUGUGGGACUUGAACACGUUGAACCAGCUCAACCAUGUCAAAUUAUUCUUCAUCCAUCCAGCCCAUUUCCGCCAGAUCACCACGAUUUCAUUCUCACCGAGAGAGAGGACUUUUCUGACAGCCUCUGUUGACAAAUGCGUCCGGCUUUGGUCUCUCAGGGUCGUCAUGAAGUUUGUUCUUGCGGGCCAUACAGAAGCCGUGUCGCACGCCAGUUUCUCUCCAGACGGCAAGCUGAUCGCCUCCUGCUCGUGGGAUGGCUCCGCAAUCUUGUGGGAUGCUAUCAACGGCAGUCAACGAUUCCUGCUCCGACCGGUCGGCCUCCCCCGCGCCUUCUUGUGCACGUGCUGGGCUGAAGAUGGAUCUCUAAUGGCUGCUGGCACCGAAGACGCGUCGAUCUACGUGUGGAGGUCCAAAGACUCGCGGGAGCUCAUGUCAAAGAUGGAAGGGCACAGCGACGAGGUCACUUCCCUCAGCCUCGACCUCGAGAGCCACAAGCUCCUCUCCUCCUCCAAGGACGGCUCCAUCACUCUAUGGGACACUCACUCGGGCGACGCAGUCUUCUCGCUUCCCUGCUGCCUGUCACAGGUCACCGCGCUCUCGCUGCUCGAUAACGAUGACUUGGUCGUGUCUGGCGGAGAUGACUGCCUGCUGAAGAUCUGGAGCAUCCGAGGAAAG
Molecule: messenger RNA, 1140 nt
Organism: Guillardia theta CCMP2712
Lineage: Eukaryota; Cryptophyceae; Pyrenomonadales; Geminigeraceae
Exons: 6
Molecular function (GO): protein binding
Source: RefSeq, a predicted model, not a curated record